AUGGCAUAUUCUGCAACUAUACCCAUAUCUGUGAUCUCCCUUCAUCCUCCAUGGACCACGGUUUUCCAAGGAGAGACAGUGAAUUUGACUUGCAAUGGAUUUCACUUCUAUGCACCCGAGAAAGCAAAAUGGUACCAUUGGUACCAUGGGAGAAAAUUACUGCCAGAGACUUCAGGAAACAUCCUCGAAGUUCGUGAAACAGGGAUGUAUAGAUGCUGGGCUGAAAAGUCACAUCUGAGUGCCCCUGUGUCAUUGAUUUUUGCUACAGAUUCCCUCAUCCUGCAGUCUCCUUAUUCUGUGUUUGAAGGUGACAAACUGGUUCUGAGAUGCUGGAGAGCAGGAAGAGAGAAACUGACUACUGUGAAAUAUUCUUGGAAUAGAAAAAUAUUCCAUACUCCUAAUAAAAGCUUUGAUCAUUUUAUCCCAAAAGCAAGUUCAAAUAACAGUGGCACUUAUCAAUGUAUUGGAUAUGACAACCAAAAUGGUGUGUUUAAAUCAAAUACUAAAAUUAUUAAAAUUCAAGAACUAUUUCCACAUCCAGAGCUGAAAGUCUCAGCCACUAAGCCUACAGAGGGGACCUCUGUAAACAAGAGCUGUGAAACACGUCUUCUUCCUGAACGAUCAGAUACUUCUCUUCAUUUCAUCUUCUUCAGAGACAACAUGCUCGUCCUGUCAGACUGGAACGAGUCCUCAGCGCUCCAGAUCCCAGCCAUCUGGAAAGAAAACUCGGGGUCGUACGGGCGUGGUGCUAAAACAGUGACACACAACAUCAGCAAACACAGCUUCUGGCUGAAGAUCCAGGUGCAGAGGAUCCCUGUAUCUGAAGUAUCCAUGGAGACCCAUCCCCCAGGGGGCCAGGCUAUUGAAGGGGAGAUGUUGAUCCUUGUCUGCUCUGCGGCUGAAGGCACAGGGGACAUCACAUUCUCCUGGCACAUUGGCGGUACGAAGGAGAGUCUGGGUUGGAAGACUCUGCGUUCUCAGAGAGCAGAACUGGAGAUCCCUGUCAUCUGGGAGAGCCACGCUGGGGCAUACUACUGCAUGACUGACAACAGCUAUGGCCCUGUCCAGAGUGAGGUCAUGAACAUCACUUGUGCCUCAGUUAUCUACUCUGAGGUGAAGACACAGCUCCCAGAUAACUCAACUGGAAAUGUCAGCCCCAAAGAUGAAGACAUCACAGAAUGUUAA
Molecule: messenger RNA, 1185 nt
Organism: Fukomys damarensis (Damara mole-rat)
Lineage: Eukaryota; Metazoa; Chordata; Mammalia; Rodentia; Bathyergidae
Gene: Fcrl4
Product: Fc receptor like 4
Exons: 6
Coding region: 1-1185 (394 amino acids)
Biological process (GO): cell surface receptor signaling pathway
Molecular function (GO): transmembrane signaling receptor activity
Source: RefSeq, a predicted model, not a curated record